ACCCCCACUCCCCCCUUUUGUUAAUUAAAAACUAAGAAGUCAGAAUGGGGACGAGGUGUCCAGCUCCCAUGGAGAAAUCUUGAGGACACCACGCCAGUUCUCUCCUGCCUUCUUUCCGAGAUGGAAAGAGGAGCUCCUAGCUCACUUAAGCCGGGGUAGGGCUGGUUCUCCUUUCCGAGCCAAAAUCCCAGGCGAUGGUGAAUUAUGAACGUGCCACACCAUGAAGCUCUUGUGGCAGGUAACUGUGCACCACACCUGGAAUGCCAUCCUGCUCCCCGUCGUCUACCUCACGGCGCAAGUGUGGAUUCUGUGUGCAGCCAUCGCUGCUGCUGCCUCAGCCGGGCCCCAGAACUGCCCUUCUGUCUGCUCCUGUAGUAACCAGUUCAGCAAGGUGGUGUGCACCCGCCGGGGCCUCUCGGAGGUCCCGCAGGGUAUUCCCUCCAACACCCGGUACCUCAACCUCAUGGAAAACAACAUCCAGAUGAUCCAGGCCGACACCUUCCGACACCUCCACCACCUGGAGGUCCUGCAACUGGGCAGGAACUCCAUCCGGCAGAUUGAGGUGGGGGCCUUCAAUGGCCUGGCCAGCCUCAACACCCUGGAGCUGUUUGACAACUGGCUGACUGUCAUCCCCAGUGGGGCCUUUGAGUACCUGUCCAAGCUGCGGGAGCUCUGGCUUCGCAACAAUCCCAUAGAAAGCAUCCCCUCUUAUGCAUUCAACCGAGUGCCCUCCCUCAUGAGACUGGACUUGGGGGAGCUCAAAAAGCUGGAGUAUAUCUCUGAGGGGGCUUUUGAGGGACUGUUUAACCUCAAGUACCUGAACUUGGGCAUGUGCAACAUUAAAGACAUGCCCAAUCUCACCCCCUUGGUGGGGCUGGAGGAGCUGGAGAUGUCAGGGAACCAUUUUCCUGAGAUCAGGCCUGGCUCCUUCCAUGGCCUAAGCUCUCUCAAGAAGCUAUGGGUCAUGAACUCACAGGUCAGCUUGAUUGAGCGGAAUGCUUUUGAUGGGCUGGCCUCCCUUGUGGAACUCAACCUGGCUCAUAAUAACCUCUCUUCUUUGCCCCAUGACCUCUUCACCCCGCUGAGGUACCUGGUAGAGUUGCACCUACACCACAAUCCUUGGAACUGUGAUUGUGACAUUCUGUGGCUCGCUUGGUGGCUCCGGGAAUAUAUACCCACCAAUUCCACCUGCUGUGGCCGCUGUCAUUCUCCCAUGCACAUGCGAGGCCGCUACCUGGUGGAGGUAGACCAGGCCUCCUUCCAGUGCUCUGCCCCCUUCAUCAUGGAUGCACCUCGGGACCUCAAUAUCUCUGAGGGUCGGAUAGCGGAACUUAAAUGUCGGACUCCCCCCAUGUCUUCUGUAAAGUGGUUACUGCCCAAUGGGACAGUGCUCAGCCACGCCUCCCGCCACCCAAGGAUCUCUGUCCUCAAUGAUGGCACCUUGAACUUUUCCCAUGUGCUGCUCUCAGACACUGGGGUGUACACAUGCAUGGUGACCAAUGUGGCAGGCAACUCUAACGCCUCGGCCUACCUCAAUGUGAGCACAGCCGAGCUCAACACCUCCAAUUACAGCUUCUUUACCACAGUAACAGUGGAGACCACGGAGAGCUCGCCCGAAGACACAACACGGAAGUACAAGCCUGUUCCUACUACAUCUACUGGUUAUCAGCCGGCAUACACCACCUCUACCACGGUGCUCAUUCAGACCACCCGUGUGCCCAAGCAGGUGGCAGUACCCGCGACAGACACCACUGACAAGAUGCAGACAAGCCUGGACGAAGUCAUGAAGACCACCAAGAUCAUCAUUGGCUGCUUUGUGGCAGUGACUCUGCUAGCUGCCGCCAUGCUGAUUGUCUUCUAUAAACUUCGUAAGCGGCACCAGCAGCGGAGUACAGUCACAGCCGCCCGGACAGUUGAAAUUAUCCAGGUGGAUGAAGACAUCCCAACAGCAGCAUCCACGGCAGCAACAGCAGCUCCAUCCGGUGUAUCAGGUGAGGGGGCAGUAGUGCUGCCCACAAUUCAUGACCAUAUUAACUACAACACCUACAAACCAGCACAUGGGGCCCACUGGACAGAAAACAGCCUGGGGAAUUCUCUGCACCCCACAGUCACCACUAUCUCUGAACCUUAUAUAAUUCAGACCCAUACCAAGGACAAGGUACAGGAAACUCAAAUAUGACUCCCCUCCCCCAAAACCUUAAAAGAUGCAAUAGAAUGCACACACACAAAAAAGACAGAAACUUUUGUACAGAGUGGGGAGAGACUUUUUCUUGUAUAUGCUUAUAUAUUAAAUCUAUGGGCUGGUUAAAAAAACAGAUUAUAUUAAAAUUUAAAAAGAAAAUCAAAGCAAAACUAUUUUCUAACUUGUAAGUUCUAUUUAAGGGGGAGGGAGGGGAAUCCUGGGAAUAUUGUGGGGUACAAACCACAAGUCAACUUGUUAUGCCGCCAGAAGGGAUUUCUGUUGUAAGGUGGAAAUUGCUAAAACAAACAAAAACAUCAACAAAUACCCCACAGCCCCAAAGGCAGGAUGUGGGCGGCUGAGGAGUAGGGGGGAUAAAUGCAUCUGCCAUUUUUUUAAGAAGAUGCUUUGUAGGAUUCAGGCAUACCCAUUUCUACAGACAUCUUUCUUAAGCUGAGAGCUGUCUUUGCAGAUUUAUCUUAUUAAAAAAACAAAACAAAACAAACAAAUAAAAAAAGCACUAUGAAUUUGUACUGUGCCAAAAUGUUGAGAGGCAAUAAUUUUUUUUUCUUGAGAUCAAGGAGAAGAGAAGAUAGAUCUAUAGAUGUAUUUUAAGCAGAAAACCACUGAAAUUCAAGUGAAUCCUUAAAGGGGCUAAGUCUCUGCCCAUGUGUACAAGUUCUGGAUUUGGGCAUUGGGACACAAGUAUUCCUUGCCCGAUAGUGCUUCAGGAUGGAGCCGAGAAGGAAAGGAGCUGGCGUAGCUCUGAGUCAAAAGCUUUCACAUUGCACCAGAUUUCUGCAGUUGGGCUGAACCCACUCUGCAAGGCAUGUGUCUAUUCAGGGUUUCCCAGGAGGAGGCCCCUGAAGGGGGUGCGGCAUCAGGGGAGGGUGGGAAGGAGAGGAGCAGCAGGGAGAAUGAUUGACGGGAGGCCAUAAAUUAGUACUGUGCCAUGUCCACCUGUUGUUCCAGGUAUCUGACAAAUGAUUGUAGACAAUGAUGGCAUUUUAUGAUUUUUCAAAAAGGUCUUGUUUGUUUUAAGGUGGAGAGGGAGGAGAAGCUGGUAGUGGGGAGCUUGGGGGAGUGGAAGCUUUUCUCAUGCUUUGGAUUUGGUGACUAUUCUAAAUGCUGAUUCAUUAGGGAUUAUUACAGUUGUCGCCAACUGGUUGUGGUGAUGGAGUGGGGGUAGAACAUGAGUAGAGACAAAAAGGGCACAGGCUCACUUAAGGAAGCCUUUCCCAACCAUGAUGCUUCACAAAAACGAUGUGAAAUCCACGGUGAAAAGUGACACGCAUGCAUAUAUGAGUGAGUUCUGUGUGGAGUCCUCUUGAAUAGGCACCAUGGGGGGAAGCUUCCCUCCCCCAAGCCCUCCUCUGAGGAGGUGUAGGAGAAAGGGUGGGGGCUGGAGAAAGGCAGAGAUCUCUGUUAUUUUGGUCCAUUUAAUGAUGUAACGUCUUUCAGUUAUUCUUCUAGCUUUAAGAGGAAAUAAAGGGUUCAGAUUUGAAAGGGGGUGGUGUGGGUGGGGGGAAUGCCAACAAAACAACUGAUUGUAAUGUGAGAAAAGUGUAUUUUUGUAUUUUAAUAAAUAUUGUACAAUUUUUAAUCCAAUGUCCCCAAAGGGUUAAAUUGAAUAAGAUCCUGAAACUAUAGAUUCUUAUGAGCAGUGACCAAAUCAUUUCUAUUUGCAGAAAAAAUGGGGGGAGUACAAGGGGGGUAGAUAAAUGUUAAAUUUUUUAAAGUAUGGGUAAAUGCUAAAGCUGUCAACAACCUUUCCUUAGCUUUAAUAAAUGCACCCCGAUUCUAGUGCAUCUUCCACAAGCUAAGUGUUUUAGUCCCUGGCUUUGUUGGGGUAUAACCAAAUUCCCCAUGCCCUGGAAAACCAGGGGAAAUGGGUCAACUUCAGCUCCUGGGACCUGGCCAGAAGUUAAAU
This is a messenger RNA of Fukomys damarensis (Damara mole-rat), 4109 nucleotides long. It is a transcript of the gene Lrrc4, whose product is annotated as leucine rich repeat containing 4. Lineage: Eukaryota; Metazoa; Chordata; Mammalia; Rodentia; Bathyergidae. The coding region runs from base 221 to 2179 and encodes 652 amino acids. The record is from RefSeq and is a predicted model, not a curated record. The transcript has 2 exons. Gene Ontology annotation, biological process: modulation of chemical synaptic transmission; synaptic membrane adhesion; excitatory synapse assembly. Gene Ontology annotation, molecular function: protein binding. Gene Ontology annotation, cellular component: glutamatergic synapse; plasma membrane; postsynaptic density membrane.